Molecule: messenger RNA, 899 nt
Organism: Panicum hallii
Lineage: Eukaryota; Viridiplantae; Streptophyta; Magnoliopsida; Poales; Poaceae
Product: histone-lysine N-methyltransferase ASHR3-like
Exons: 9
Coding region: 5-841 (278 amino acids)
Biological process (GO): regulation of DNA-templated transcription
Cellular component (GO): nucleus; chromatin
Molecular function (GO): histone H3K36 methyltransferase activity; protein binding
Source: RefSeq, a predicted model, not a curated record
GCCUAUGUGUACUGUAUGUUUACUGAAGCAGAACUGUAUGAUUGGUUCUGAAGAUCUUUCAAGCUCAAUGAUUUGUUGGAGUAUUUGGCCAUCAACAAGUGAGGAUGCUGGCCCUACAAAUGACAUUAAGGAAGCCUUCCGGCGUUUACCACUCCCAUACACUAACCAAGAGUUCAAUAUUAACCCUAUUAGUACACAGGAUUUGGAAAAUGAGAGGGAUCCACCUCCGUAUGUACAUAUAAAGCGCAAUGUUUUUAUUGUCAAGAAUAAAUGUGACAGUGAUGCAAUUGAAACUGGAUGUGCCAACUGUGACCAUGACUCGACCUGUGAAAGAUGCCCCUGCAGAUGUUCAUUGGUCAGCUGCUCUCAGGCUUGUCAUUGCUCAGUUAAAUGCUCCAACAAACCAUUUCGCAGAGAGAAAAUGAUUGAGAUCAUUAAGACGCAGCAAUGCGGAUGGGGUGCUAUUUCUCUGGAAACCAUUGAGAAAGAUGAUUUUGUGAUAGAGUUUGUUGGAGAAGUCAUAGAUGAUGCAAUGUGUGACGAUAGGCUCCAGGACAUGAGGCAGCGCAGAGAUCAGAAUUUCUACAUGUGCAAAGUCAGCAAAGACUUUGUAAUUGAUGCAACGUUUAGAGGAAAUGCUUGUCGCUUUCUUAACCACAGCUGCCAACCUAACUGUCGGCUGGAGAAAUGGCAAGUAAAAGGCAAGACAAGAUUGGGUGUGUUUGCUUCAGAGGCUAUUAAAGUAGGAAUGCCCUUGACUUACAACUACAGAUUCUCCACUUCUUUUGGUCCCGAGAAAGAAUGUCUCUGCGGGGCUCCAAACUGUCGAGGGAAAUUGUGAUAGGUAAAGAUUGAUCAAGGAAGAUGUACACUGUCAGAGGUAUAUAACAGGAAGGCCC